UCCUGGCAGACCGAAGAAGUGAGAAGCAUGGCGGAGGUGAAGGCUGCACGGUUGUCUGGGUAUUACGGGGAGCUGAAGAAGUUUAUCGAGAAUUCAAACUACAACAAAGUAAUCAAGGUCGCUAACAAGAUUUUGGCAGAAGAUGUGAAAGAAGUGAAGGCAUGGCAGUGCAAAACGGUUGCCCUUAUCAACUUGGACCAGUUCUCUGAUGCUCUUGCCGCUGUCAUCAAGUCAAAAUUUUUCUCAGAGCUAGCUUUUGAGAAGGCUUACUGUGAGUACCGCCUCAACAAGGUAGCUGAUGCCUUCCAAACAAUCCAAGGUGCUGCCCAGUCCACUCCCAGGGUACUUGAAUUGCAGGCUCAGAUUCUCUACCGCCUUGAAAAGUAUGAUGAAUGCCAUGAGGUGUACAGGGACAUCAUUCGUACCACGAGUGAUGACUUUGACAUGGAGCGGGAGACCAACAUGACAGCAGUUUUAGUGAAUCGCACCGUUGAAGGAGAGCAAGAUGAGGGGCAAGUGCCAGUGGUGGAUGACAAUGCCUCGUAUGAACUGAUCUACAAUGGUGCAUGCCGUCUUUUGGCGGCAGGGAGACUUGAACAAGCUCUAGAGAAGCUUCAGAAUGCGGAGGAACAGUGCCGGACCUAUCUCACUCAGGAGGAAGGGGCGACUGAGGAUGAGGUCAAUGAGGAAGUGGCAAUCAUAAGGGUGCAGCAGGGCCACUGCUUGCAACACUUGGGGCGGGAGCGAGAGGCCUUGGCUAUUUACAACAGUGUGCUGAAGACUAAGCCAGAUGACCCAGCACUCCUGGCCAUCAUUAACAACAACCUGGUGUCCAUUAACCGCACUGCCAAUGUGUUUGAUUCUCGUAAGAGGAUGAAGGCAGCGACUGCCUCUGGUCUGGAGCACAAACUGACCACACGUCAGCGCUCAACCAUUGCUCUGAACCACUGUCUCCUUGCUUACCACACUAACCAGGAAGAAGUGUGUCGGACAGAAACCCAGGCCUUGCUGAAGGAAUAUCCACUGUUGACACUGAAGGCGCGGGUGAUUCAGGCUGCCCAGCUGGGAAGAGAGGGCAAGCUGAGUGAGGCCCAGGCACUGCUCAAUGGCUGCAUCAAGGAUUACCCUCAGCAUGCCAUAGAGAUCCAGCUCAUGACUACGCAGAUUUUGUUGGCAAAGGGUGAUAAGCAGGGUGCCUGUACUGUUCUGUCAAGUUUACCUGACAAAGACCGUAACCGUCCGGGAGUAGUGUCUGCCCUGGUGGCCCUGCAGGUGGCCCAGGGUGACCGUGAUGCAGCAUCCAAGGUGUUACGGGAGGCUGUCGAGUGGCACCAAAACAAUAAAACUUCAGCAUCCCAACUAGGGGAGCUGUGGAGGCAUGCAGCUGAUUUUCACUUGCGGACUGGAGAUGCUGCAACUGCUGCCAGCUCUCUUCUUGAGUUGCACAAGCUUAACCCCAAGGACACCACAACACUUGCUCAGCUCAUCACUGCCUAUGCUAGAUAUGACUUGAAGGCGGCUCAGAAGCUUUCUCGAGAACUGCCUGGCGUGGGCAGCGUAGUGGAGGGCCUUGAUGUGGAAGCCUUAGAGUCCGCUCUCGGUCAUCGGUACUUCAAGAAGAUUCAGCAAGGAAGAGGAGAGGCUUCUCCCUCUUCUCCUAAGGCACCUUUAACGCCAGGACUAGACCAGAAGAAACCAGUAGAUAAAAAGAAGGCAAAGAAGAAGAAGAGGAAGCCCCGCCUCCCCAAAGACUACAAUCCUGCUGUGACCCCUGACCCUGAGCGCUGGCUGCCACGUUGGCAGCGCAAGGGUUACCGUAAGAAGAAGGACCGUAGGGUGAAGGAGGUCAUGAAGGGAACGCAGGGAGUGUCGAGUGAGGCAGCUGACAAAUUUGAUAUCACAAAAACUGCUGGCACCCACAAGCCUGCCCAGGCUGCCAUGAGCCCUCAGCCGGAGUCCCAGGGUCCACGUCGCAAUCUUAUCAAGAAGAAAGGAGGAGGAAAGAAGAAGAAGGGUUCUGGAUGGUAAUAAAGACAUAAAAUCACAUUUGUAUCAAUGGAAGCUGAGGAAAUGUUAUUUCAAUUUACUUUUUAUUUACAUAUAAAGAAUUCUGUUUAUUGGAUCAUUUUCAUGUACAGUUUUGAGGGUGAAUCCAUGUAAAGGUUUUGAGGAUUAUGGUAUUGCUAUAUUUCCUCUUUUUCUAGUUAGCUUUUUUUUUUUUUUUUUUUUUUUUUUUGUUUCAUGCUUAUUUUUUUUAAUGAGAGCUUCUUGUAUUACUUGAGACAGUCACUGCAUAUUUCAACAACACUCAUCAUUCAUGUCAAACUUUGCUUGUGUGGCCAGUGAGUCAAGGAUACUUGCUCUCAGCAGCACUUGUGCAAUAUGAAAUAAAUUUAAGGAGAGUGAAGGGCCUCCUGAGUGUUGUGUUGGCUUCUUGUGUAUUUGGACACAAGACAAUACUGUUAUGAGUGUCAGAAAAGUAUGUUUCUCAUAUUUAUUUCAUAUUAAACAGUGAUAUAUCAGAGUAAAAUAGAAUCCCAGUUAACUGAAGCCAAAUAUUCAAGAGCUUCAAGUAACCUAAUUCUUGAUUCUGCUUUGGAUUUUAUUUUUUCUCUGAAUUAAAAUUCUUCCAAA
Molecule: messenger RNA, 2634 nt
Organism: Portunus trituberculatus (swimming crab)
Lineage: Eukaryota; Metazoa; Arthropoda; Malacostraca; Decapoda; Portunidae
Gene: Srp72
Product: signal recognition particle subunit SRP72-like
Exons: 12
Coding region: 28-2028 (666 amino acids)
Biological process (GO): SRP-dependent cotranslational protein targeting to membrane
Cellular component (GO): signal recognition particle, endoplasmic reticulum targeting
Molecular function (GO): protein binding; 7S RNA binding; ribosome binding
Source: RefSeq, a predicted model, not a curated record